Mollisia scopiformis is the source of this 2037-nucleotide messenger RNA. RefSeq names its product riboflavin synthase domain-like protein. The transcript has 3 exons. The coding region runs from base 1 to 2037 and encodes 678 amino acids. Gene Ontology annotation, cellular component: cytosol. The record is from RefSeq and is a predicted model, not a curated record. NCBI's taxonomy places the organism in Eukaryota, Fungi, Ascomycota, Leotiomycetes, Helotiales, Mollisiaceae. Gene Ontology annotation, molecular function: NADPH-hemoprotein reductase activity; flavin adenine dinucleotide binding; FMN binding.
AUGGAGUCAGUUCCCAGGGUAGUGUUCUGGGGAAGCUCUGACGAUUUCCCUACCCCUUCGCCCAUCACCUUUUACCUCAGAGACAAGCCUGAUCCUUAUCUACACGUUUGGUUUGAGAAGCCUCAACAAAUCGAAGCCAAUCGAAGGGAACCUGAGACGAGAGAUAUUGCCGUGAAACUUGAAGAGCUCAAAAAAUAUCUUGUCAUAUUCUGGGGCUCUCAGUCUGGAACGGCAGAGGGAUUCGCAAAUCGCUUGGUACGAGAUUUUCGAGGUCGUUUCAGCCUAGAUGCAUUAGCUGCGGACUUAGCAGACUACGAUCCAGAAUCGAUUGCCAACAUUCCAGAGUCCAAAUUUGCUAUCUUCAUCAUCUCGACAUACGGUGAUGGAGAUCCAAGCGACAAUGCCACACAUUUUCUUUCCUGGCUAGGCUCGAACAGGACAACUCGAUUUUCCAAUCUUCGCUAUGCGGCUUUCGGUCUUGGCAACAAGAACUACAAGUUUUACAACCGAAUUAUUGACGUUGUGACUGAGAGUCUCGAUAGUAUUGGAGCGACUCCGUUACUGCCAGUUGGCAAGGCGGAUGAUUCGAAGGGUACUACCGAUGAGGACUUCACAGAGUGGAAGCAUGCUCUUUUUGCAAUGUUUUGUGAAAGGCUGGGCUUCAAAGAACGUCCAAAUCAGUACGAGCCUGCUCUACGUGUGGUGGAAGACACCUCCUUGGAAGCUAUCGAUCUGCAUAUUGGUGAACCUGUCAACAUACAAACGAAGAAGGGCCACGCUCCCAUCUCGCCAAUCCGACCUUUGCCAAUCAAAGACGCAAGAAGGCUCCUAUCUACCACAACUCGAAAUUGUCUACACCUGGAAUUGGAUACGAAUGACUUCCCCGAACUGAAAUACAAGACUGGAGACCAUCUCGCUGUAUGGCCUUCAAAUCCUUCUUCGGAUGUCCAACAAUUGGCAAAUUGUCUUGGCCUCCAGGAACGACUUGACAUUCCUUUGUUGAUGCAGAGUCUAGAUCCGUCAAUUCAAGUCAAGGUUCCGUCUCCUACGACUUGGGAUGCACUUUUGCAAUACUAUCUGGAAAUAUGUGCUCCGGUGUCAAGAGACACCGUCACGGCACUAGCUCACUUUGCACCUUCAGAGACUGCCAAAGCUACGCUGAAAGGUCUCGGUGGGGAUAAGGACGUGUAUCAAGAAUAUUGCUCAAAGACGCACGUAACAUUGGGACGACUCUUGGAAGCUGUGUCUCCUGGAAUUGGAUCUUGGUCGAACUUGCCACUAGCUUUUGUUAUCGAGAGUCUUCCAACUCUUUCACCACGCUACUACUCAAUCUCAUCGUCCUCCAUCGUUUCUCCCAAACAAAUCUCUAUCACAGUUGCGACAUCCACGGAAGCGUCAUUGAAUCAAAGUCUUUCCAUCCCUGGAGUCACAACCAACUAUCUCUCUGCAAUUGAACAAGACAAGCGACAAAAAUUCACUGGAUCAGUUCACAACCUCUCUGGGCCGAGCAACAUCCUCGAGAAUAGAGCAAAGCUAUUCGCCCACAUCCGAACAUCGAAAUUCAGACUCCCCACAAUACCCAAACAUCCCAUUAUCAUGAUCGCAUCUGGCAGUGGAAUCGCACCAUUUCGAGGAUUCCUCGCUGAGCGCGCACGUAUGGCGGCCAUUGGAAGAGAAGUUGGGAAGAAUCUUCUCUUCUUCGGAUGUCGUUCCGAGGAAGACUUCUUGUAUCGGGAUGAGCUUCAAGAGCUCCCAAGGUCAAACAGUGACACUGAAAUUGUGACUGCUUUCUCGAGAGCUGGUGAAAGAAAGGUGUACGUUCAGGAUCGAGUUGAAGAGAGGGAUGAAGAGGUGGUAAGUCUGUUGGAGCAGAAUGCAUAUUUCUAUAUUUGCGGGAGUGCGGCGAUGGCGAGAGACGUUACUGCGAGACUUGGAAAAUGUUUGAUGAAGAGGAAAGGGUGGAGUGAUAAUGAAUUAAGGGGAUGGUCGGAAAGUAUCAAGAAGGCUCACCGGUGGCAAGAAGAUGUUUGGGGUUGA